AUGGAGGAAAUUACUACGUCAUCGAAGGCCUUUGAUUCCGUUUCAACAUGCGAACCGGACUCACGAAUAUGGCACCGCAUAGAAAAAGAUCUCUACUUGCAUGCAUCUGACCAGAGAGCAUGGGUGUAUAUCGCACUGGCAAAUGAACAAGAGCUUGCAGCCAAAGACCUCAUGGUUAUGGAUAUUACAGUCGGUGACCCGCCCCAAAAUUCCGAGUCAUCAUGGGAGAGACGACCUGGCGGAAUAUGGGUGCGUAGGGGGGAGUUCAAUGGCAAGAUUGACGAUUUUGUCACAGAGGUCGACGUACUUUUUGGAAUGGAUGCCGUCGACCCGCGGCCAGAAUGGGCUCUCAUCCGAUCACCAAUUCAACUCAAAGGUCAGGCAGACAUACCCGUUGCGAGACUUAGCAUACUCCACGGUAGGGCCAAGUUGCGACCUCGGGCGGCUCUAAGAGUCAGGGAUGAUGGCAAAUUCAGGAUCGUUCAGAUCUCUGACACGCACAUGGUCACUGAUGUUGGGCUAUGUAAAGAUGCUAUUGAUGCGCAUGGUAAUCAUCUACCAUGGACCGAGGCUGAUCCACUUACGGUUAAGUUCAUUGGAGAGAUUUUGGAUAUCGAGAAACCAGACCUCGUGAUUCUGACUGGAGAUCAGUUGCACCACGAUAUCCGCGACAGUCAAUCUGCCCUCUUCAAGGUGGUUGCGCCUAUUAUCGAGCGUUCAAUUCCGUUUGCAGCCGUUUUUGGAAAUCAUGAUAGUGAGGGAACCCACGCAUUGUCACGCACAGAACAGAUGAGAAUACUGGAAAGUCUGCCUUACAGCCUCUGUGAGCCAGGUCCAGACCUUGUGACUGGCAUAGGCAACUUCUAUCUUGAGGUCCUGGCUCCCGCGCCUUCACAUCUCCCGUUAUCGACGUUGUACUGCCUAGACUCGCACGGUGGAAUAUCGAGCACAACACGUUAUCCCGACUAUACGCCCAUCGAUCAAAGCCAAAUUGCUUGGUUCACGGACAUUGCUUUGACGCGGCGAAUCGCGUGUAAGAAUGGCGAUGUCAACAAUAACAGCUUUCACUUGUCUAUAGCUUUUUUGCACAUUCCUCUUCCCGAGUUCGGCGACCCUAGUCUUAUCAUACGCAACGGCCACAGGGGAGAACCUUCCGAAAGUCCGAGCCGCAAUACCUAUACCUACGACGCUUUGGCUGCAGGAGGUGUACAAGCAUUAGGCUGUGGGCAUGAUCACGUUAACGACUUUUGCGGUCUGUUACCACUAGCCGGUACGAAUGCUCACCGACUUUGGCUGUGCUAUGCAGGUGGCGCUGGAUUCGGAGGAUAUUGUUCGUAUGGCAGAACGCGAUUCCACCGACGGAUGCGGGUAUGGGAACUUAGUACGAAUACUGGGAGCCUAACCACUUGGAAGCGAGUCGAAUAUUGCAAAGAUAGAGUUGAUGAGUUGCUGCUUGUGGAAAGUGGAGCAGUAGUUGAUAAUUUUGGGGAAGACGACGGAGUGAAAGGCUGCUAA
Messenger RNA from Pyricularia pennisetigena, 1515 nucleotides. RefSeq lists its product as uncharacterized. The transcript has 3 exons. Lineage: Eukaryota; Fungi; Ascomycota; Sordariomycetes; Magnaporthales; Pyriculariaceae. The coding region runs from base 1 to 1515 and encodes 504 amino acids. The record is from RefSeq and is a predicted model, not a curated record. Gene Ontology annotation, molecular function: phosphoprotein phosphatase activity. Gene Ontology annotation, cellular component: cytoplasm.